CGAAAAACUUAAUUUCCCGUCGGCCCUUGUUGACCGGUUUCAAGUGAAGGGAAGUAAAAUGUCGGCAAUGGAUGGGAUGGGCCUCUUAUUGUGCUUUUAAAAUAACAAUAUCUCAACCUUUAAUACUGUUUUUUAAACGUAAAUUGCAUGUUUUAGAAAAUAAAGGGUAGUUGAAGAUUGUGGAUUUACACGGACAAAACAUAUAACUGGAUCUAAGGAAUUUAGCGCAUGUAUUUGACUGGUGUAGCUAGGAGACAGAGAAAGACUCCAGCGAAGAGGAGACAGAUAAUGAUGAAGAAAGGAGUAGGACGAGGUUGAGGUGUUACCAAUUGCGAUAGGGAGAGCCCAGAUGACGAGCCUAGCGAGCUGGGAGCUGUCAUUACUGCAACCCCCGAAACGCUUCCCUUCCUGGUCUAUCUUCACUGCUCUCCACAGCAUCUCCUUGAUAGUUCUGACCUUGAAGUCGAGUUGACAGCUGAGGUGAGAGUUGAAGGCUCGUCACUGCUCAGUAUCUUGUCCACUGUCACCGCUGGUAUAGGCAACAGGAAGUCAGGGUUGCUCUUUUAUCCCCGGCCCUUAGCAUCCCUCCUCCAGCCACAACCCCAGGCUCCAGGGAGUACUGACUGGACUGCAGCUUGCCCCAAGCCCAGCUCCCAUCCUGGCCAUGGAUUUAACUCGAAUCCCAGGCCUUAAAGGGGUGCCUGCCGUCCCUCCUCCUCACGGGAUCACAGAGACUGCCAAGAGCCCCCUGCCCUCCUCCACAUCUCCCUCCUCUCCUUCCUCCUCUCCUGCCUCCCCACCUUCCUCUUCAUCCUCCUCUCCUGGAGCUGUGGCAACCAGCUACCACAACGACAUCCAAGAGGGAAGGGCCAACAGCGUGAUGAUGGGUGACGUAGUGUCCUCCACUUCCGCCUCCCUGGCUCCCCCCUCCUCUCUCGCUGACCCCCCUUUCUCCUCCUCUGAUCCCUUAUGUCUCUCCCCACCCCCUGUGGGCACCGACGGACAAAAAGAGGACGAGACGGAGAUCUACGACCCUUUUCACCCCACGGAAGGAGAGAGGGAGGGAGGAGCGGCCGAGGAGGAGGAAGAAGGGGAAAAGUACGAUCCCUUUGAUCCGACCGGCUCUCCCCCCUCAGAGAAAGAGGAGGAGGAGCGAGCAAUGGGUGGAGGGAGGGAGAGAGGGAACAGCGUGAGCAGCAAGGGGAGCGAUGCCAGAGGGAAGAAAAGGAAGGCAGAGACGGGGGGGACAGGAGGAGAGGAGAAGGACAAUGCUCCUCCAGACUCCACGGACACUCUCUCUGUUCCCCCGCUCUCCCCGCGCUCCCUUCCUCUACCCCUCCGGAGGAGGCUGGACCGAACCAAAGAGCCCCGGGUGAAAGUACGGGACAGGAGAGAGAAGGCGGACCACUCGGACCACUCUGAAAUUGAGGAGGGUGAGAUCGUGGGGGCCACCGAGAGGGACGAAGGGAAUAGGGAGGAGAGAGGCCGGGAAGGAAUCGUUCCUCUCGUCCUCCCCAUCUCAUCUGGCAGUCCUUUCCUCCACGGGGGAGCUAAGCCGGAGAGGAUCCUGAGAGUGUUGGAUGGGGAUAGCUUUGUGUCGGUGCGGGCUGAUGGGGACUGGGCGGGGCCGGUGAUGCCUGGCAGGGAGGAUGGGGAGCCCAUGGAGGAGGAGGAGGAGGAGGAGGAGGAGGAGGAAGAAGAGGAAGAGGUGGUGGUCGGGGUGGGAGAUCUUAGGAGGAAGCUGGUCAGCCGGCGUAAGGCGAGAUACCGUUCCUCCUUCCCUUCUUCCCUCUCACCUCAGCACCUCCCAUCGUCUCCUCACACCCUCCUUCUGCCUCCCCCCCCUCCCUCCACUGCCGAGAAGGACAAGAGCCGCAAGUCCUCCAAGAGUUCCAAGGAGAGGGAGCGGCGCAAGCGGAAGGAGGGAAAGGUAGGGGAGGAGGAGGAGGAGAGUAGGAGGAGGAGGAAGAAAAGGAAAGAGAAGGAUUGCGGAGGAGAGAAGAGUGGUGAGAGGAAGGAAAGACACAGGGAGAGGGGGCGGCGGAGUGAGAGAGAGAAGAAAACAAAGGUGGAGGAGAGAGGGAGGAGCAGCAGAAGCGAUAGCAGAAAGAGGAAGAAGAGACGAUGGAGCACCCCGGAAUCUUCAGCACGCCCCCGCUCACAAAACUCCUCAGUGCGGCAAAUACGCGGGGGUCGCUCCUGGUCAAACACUUCAGAGGACCAACACAGAGAGAGAGAUAGAGACAGAGAGAAUAACAGAGACCGGUACAGAGACCGAGAUGUGGAACAAGAUGGAGAUCGAGACAAGGACAGAAAGAAAGAUGACACCCGGAGAAGGGAGAGGGAUAGAGACUCGAGCCGGAUAAAGAGGGAAAGAGAGCGAGACGGCAUCCGCGAAUCGACCAGCCGAGAAAGAGGCAGCUCCAAGAGGUCUAAAGGAAGCAUAGAACGAAGGCACCGGGACAGGCACCGAGAAAGGGACAGGCACCGAGAAAGGGACAGGCACCGAGAAAGGGACAGGGACAGAGAAAGGGACAGGGACAGAGAAAGGGACAGGGACAGAGACAGAGAUGGAGAAAGGGACAGAGAAAGGGACAGGGUCAGAGAAGGGGACAGGGUCAGAGAAGGGAACAGGGAACGACGUAGAGACGGUCGUCCCGUGGUGCCACCGUCCAUCCAGGAUCUCAAUGGCUCUGACCUGUUCGCCAUCAAGCGCACCAUCACGGUCACCACGACCACCACCACCACUCUCCCCGGUUCCCCCCCGCUGGCUCCAUCCUCCCCCCACAGCCCCCAGGGCUCGGACAAGCCCCACAAGAGGAAGAAGAAGAGGCGUCGGCGCUCGGACGAAGAGUUGGAAGAAGGCAUGGGCCGGCGUGGGAGCCGCUCCCUCUCGCCGCCGUCACAUUACCAUGGCUAUGACUCAGACCACUUUUCAGACAAACUGGAGAUAAACAUGCACUCUCUGGACGGGGAGGCCCUGGACUCAGACUACCCCUCUAUAGAAGACUCCCCACCCCCCCCCCAGCUUCUGGAACCCGCUGCCCCCAGCGCCAAACCCAAGACCGCCACCAAACCUGGACGCCACCACUUCAAGAAGAAAUCCCGAACGGGCAAGAAAGCUGGUCAGUCCGAGUCAUCCUCUUCCUCCUCGGUUCGACCCAAAGGCAAGGGGCUCUCCACUGCCUCACUCUCCCCAACCCAGGCCGCCCUAGCCACCCUCCCCUCGGCCAAACGAGGGCGGAAGAUGGGGAAGGAGAAAGAUCGUGGGGAAAAAGGGGGAAAGAAAGAGUCUGGUCGGUCUGGCAGGUCCAAGAAAUUAAGCGGUGGUGGGAGGAAAGCCAAGCUGCAAUCCAAAGUGUCAGUGCUUGUGCGUGAGGGCGUGAGCAGCACCACGGGGGGCCCGGUGGGCUCUGGAAAGCUGGGCAUGGAGCUCCUCGGGGCAGGCGGGUCAGUAGGGGGCUCUGGUAUGCCGGUGGUGGGAGGUUCCAUUGCGGUGGUCUUUAGGAGGGACAAUGAGAGCAGGUCUCCGUUCCUCAAGCCCUGCUCUGAGCCUCUAUUGCUGAGUGGACGCAAGGACCUGGGGAAGGUGGGCAAACGCAGUUCCCUGGCCGCUCCCCCUUCCUCCUCGCUGGCCAAUCCCACGGUGGCAACACUGAAGUCCAAGAAGGCCAAGCCCAGCUCCACCACCUCCACUUCCUCCUCGGCAUCUUCGCCCUCAUCGUCCCUGGCAACCAAGCGUAGGCGGCGGCUGGCGAAGAAGAUGCGGGGAGAGAAAGGCUUAGCCGCUGGUUUGACGGACGUGGAUGGCGCCAUGGCCAACUGUAGCUCUGAGGGCGGCGGCUGGGGUGGACCGUCCUCCGACAUCCAAUCAGGAGUCGGGACUAAACCAUCCAGUCCACACUCUGGUCCAGCCGGUCCAACCCCUUCCUCAUCCUCUUCUUCAUCAUCCUCCUCUUCGACCAGUGUCCUCCCCCCGUCCUCCUCACCCCCCCACACCCCUCCGCCCUCCUUCACCACCUCGCGUGAUGCUCGGGAGUCGUCUCCCGACUCGCAGACUGUGGACAGCAGCUGUAAGACCCCUGAGCCCUCCUUCCUAUCCGAGGACUGCCCCGCUCAGACCCAGAGCACCCCCAACCUGCCCCCCUCCAGUCCCACGUCCGUACCAUCCUCCCAGGGGGGAGGCCUCUCACAAUACGGCCCCUCCAGCAUAAAGCCCCUCCCUCUGGAAGAAGCCUCCAAAUCCCUGGCCUCACCCCCUUGCUCCUCCUCAUCUGGCUCUGCCCUCGCCUCUCUCUCCCUACCUCCUUCCUCCACAGACCCCUCCUCCUCUUCCUCUUCUUCUGUUUCUUCAUCCUCAGCCAACAAGCUGCCACCGCCUCCUCCUCCCCCUCCUGCUGCCCCUACCCUCCCCUGGAGUCUGCAGACAGGAGUGGACUGCACAGCCGGAGGAGUUUUAGCAUUGACAGCUCUGCUGUUUAAGAUGGAAGAGGCCAAUAUCGCAAGUAGAGCCAAAGCCCAAGAGUUCAUUCAUGCUACAAGCCAGAUUCUCUCCCAAACCAAUCAGAACCAUUCAUCGCAGCAUGCCCCUUCCUCUUCUUCCUCUUCCCAGGUUCCUCCCCCCGGCCCCACCCCUGCCCAGUUCAUCCUGCACAGCUCUCUCCCAAUGGUGGGCUGCACCAAAACCACGCCCAGCCACCUGCACCCUGGCAUGUCUAUGGGUGGCGGCUGCGCCCAGACCCCGCCCCCUCCCAUGCCCUCUGGGUUCUCGGGAGGGUCCGGGGGCUCCAGUGACAUAGGCUGGGACAACGAGAGCAAGGACCCUGACAAGUACCUGAAGAAGCUCCACACUCAGGAGCGUGCGGUGGAGGAGGUGAAGCUGGCCAUUAAGCCGUACUACCAGCGUAAAGACAUUAACAAGGACGACUACAAGGACAUCCUGAGGAAGGCAGUACACAAGAUCUGCCACAGUCGAACAGGAGAGAUCAACCCGGUCAAGGUGAGCAACCUGGUCAAGCUUUAUGUUCAGAGGUACAAGUACUUCAGGAAGCACGGUCGAAAGAUGGACGAGGAAGAGAGGGAGGACAGAGAGAUGGAUUCCUCCUAUUGAUUGGACCAGGGGUCGCACUCCCCCUCCUUCCAUUGGUCCUGCCACCCAAGGACCAGCCCCGCACUCCUUGCACGUGACUGGGCCCAAUGAGGCCGUAGAGUGACAUUUUGUUUUAUUCCCCUCCCUAUUUGCUGUCCCCAUGUAAACUCGUAACACCCCCCCCCCCCGUCUCCUGUGUGUCUUGCUGUACAGAAAUGUUGAGUAGAUAUCUGCGAAAUAUACACACGCAGUAUAUGAAUUUUUAAAAAAGUACAAUGUUGUGGGAGAGAUGCAGAAUACAUGUAUACACACUUACACAUGCGCGCGCACACACACUGUAUAUACUGUAAGUACACUACACUGACUCUCCUUUCUCUCUGUGUGGUAUAAACCUGUCAUAGUCAGGUGGUUGGUCUGUUGAAUGGAUGGUUUAAAUAUAGACAUUUGACACUUGA
This is a messenger RNA of Oncorhynchus tshawytscha (Chinook salmon), 5544 nucleotides long. It is a transcript of the gene scaf1, whose product is annotated as SR-related CTD-associated factor 1. Gene Ontology annotation, molecular function: RNA polymerase II C-terminal domain binding. NCBI's taxonomy places the organism in Eukaryota, Metazoa, Chordata, Actinopteri, Salmoniformes, Salmonidae. The record is from RefSeq and is a predicted model, not a curated record. The transcript is spliced from 9 exons. The coding region runs from base 665 to 5110 and encodes 1481 amino acids.